This is a messenger RNA of Phalaenopsis equestris, 931 nucleotides long. Its product is annotated as protein trichome birefringence-like 21. The transcript is spliced from 3 exons. Gene Ontology annotation, cellular component: Golgi apparatus. Gene Ontology annotation, molecular function: O-acetyltransferase activity. The record is from RefSeq and is a predicted model, not a curated record. NCBI's taxonomy places the organism in Eukaryota, Viridiplantae, Streptophyta, Magnoliopsida, Asparagales, Orchidaceae. The coding region runs from base 5 to 841 and encodes 278 amino acids.
UCUAAUGAAUUCCCCAAUUAUUCAGCUUCCCUUUGGCAGGCAACUUUACCCCCAAACUCUCUUCUCAUUUCUUCUGCUAUCUGCAGCAGCCAUCCUUCUCUUCAUCUCCUUCUACUUCAACAACUUCUUAGCUCCAUUCCAAGACAAAAUCCCAGUUCCUCCUUCCUCCACCCUGUCAACAUUGCUUCUGUUACCUAACACUUCUUCUUCUUCUUCUUCUGAUUCUGAGAAAGAAUGUGACAUAUCCAAAGGGGAAUGGAUCAGAGAUCCAAAAGAGCCAUAUUACAACAACAAGACAUGCUGGAUGAUACAGGAGCAUCAGAACUGCAUGAAGUAUGGUAGGCCAGACAUGGAGUUCUUGAAUUGGAGGUGGAAGCCGGAUGGCUGCGAGUUUCCAGCCUUCGAACCGCUCCAAUUUCUCGAGCUUAUGAGGGAGAAGUCCCUAGCCUUUGUGGGGGAUUCCCUUGCCAGGAACCAUAUGCAGUCACUCAUGUGCCUUUUGUCCAAGGUGGAAUACCCAAAAGACAUCUCCAAAACCUCCGAUGAGAACUUCAAGCGCAUGUUUUACACAAACUACAACUUCACCAUCUCUAUUUUCUGGUCUCCAUUCCUAAUAAGGGCCAUGGAAACUGAUCCACAAAGCUCAUCACGGGUUAACUACAUGUGGAACUUAUACUUGGACGAAAUAGACACUAAUUGGGCAACCCAAAUUGACGAGUUUGACUACUUGAUCAUAUCUGCAGGCAACUGGUUCACCCGACCAUCAUUGUUCUUUGAAAAAGGACAUUAUCGCCUUCGCAUUUCGAGAAUGGAGAGUGGAAUAAAGGAGGUAAUUGUGUAAGACAAAGGCCAUUUCAGCGUAAUGAGACGACAUUCGAGGGAUACGAGUUUGAGUUUUAUAAGGUUCAAAUGGAAGAGUUUAGGGUUGCAA